Linum tenue is the source of this 2691-nucleotide messenger RNA. NCBI's taxonomy places the organism in Eukaryota, Viridiplantae, Streptophyta, Magnoliopsida, Malpighiales, Linaceae. The record is from the annotation of a GenBank genome assembly.
UUUGAAGUUGUGCCAUGAUUUGCAGCAGGGCCUGCGGGGGUGGACAAUAGAUCUCAAGCAAAUAAACCCAAAAAGAAAAAGACAUUUUCUGAGGAGUGACCGGCGGCUGCAUUCGGCGGUAGGGAAAGCGAAGGAGAGAGCUUGCUGUUCCCCGUUGCUGCUUCGGUGCUAGCUGGAGGAAAUACAAUCGCGUGCAAAGAGAGGGCGAGCCACGGGACUUGAGAUCUGAGCUCGAACUGAGAGCGGAAGAGAAGGUGGAGGAGAUUGGGUUCUCUUCCAUCUUUCGGUUAUUGAUAAGGAACCAGAGAAAUCUGGUUCUAGGCGGAGUUACUGUUGCCAUCGUUUCCCUCAGCAUUUGGUCCUGCGUGUGAGCGACUGAUGAACUGACUGGCUAAUUGAAGUCCAAGUAGUUGACAAUCUGAAUAUGGAAAAGGGAUCUACCGACUGUCCGUAUCCGGGAUGCUUUUUCUGUGUGAUGAAGGAAGGAAAUCCAAGUAAGCGCAGAGCUAGUAUACUGAAGUUUUUCAGAGAACUUCCUGCACAAGAUGAUGAUGGCCAGGUGCUCCCUAUUAGUGGCCUUUGGAACACUGCGAUGGCACAUCCAAAUGACCCAGAGUUCAUCGAGUUGGGGAUCUUUGAAUGCAUGGCUGCACUUAUUUGGAAGGGAUUGAAAAAUCGUCGUUGGCUUUCUCAUGAUCAGAACAUUUACAUUCCCUAUUAUGCUGCUCACAUUAUCGGAUCCUAUACCAUGAACAUGGAGGAAUUUUCAGAGAGUGCCGUCCACGCUGGGGUUAUUCCUCCCUUAGUUGAGCUCCUUAGGGGAAGAUUGACUUGGGUUGAGCAAAGAGUGGCAGUACGAGCUUUAGGGCACUUGGCUACAUAUUCAAGCACUUUUCCUUCCAUAGCAAGUCAAGGGGAAAUUCUUGAACUGUCAAUUCAACUUGCAAUGAGUUCGUUGGAAAUAGUUUACUCACACUUUUACCAAUAUGUUGAUAGAAGGCUUAGUUAUCACUGCGAUUUGCUUACUCGUGGAAUGGGUGGUGUAGAAAUGGAAUCCAGAAAAGCUGAGGAAUGGGCUAGUCAAUUGCAGUGUUGGUCACUUCAGCUUAUUAAUUCUUUUGCUUUCAAAGCUGAGUUUCUCCCGACUAUAUGCAAGCCUGAAUUCCUUGUGAAACUCCCUGGGAUGUGGGGUGGACUUGUCAAUGAAAACUCUCCUGCUGGAAUUGGCUUGUUGAGAACGAUUUGCCAUCAUAAGCUUGGUAGGGGACCUGUUGCCAGCUGUCCUAGUAUUAUUGAGGCACUGUGCAAUAUUGCUCGCUCGUCAGAUGAUUGGCAGUAUAUGGCUAUAGAAUGUCUCCUGUGGUUGCUCCAGGACCCAAGUACAUGCCAUAAGAUAAUAGACAAGGCAGUGCCUGCACUUGUAGACCUUGCCGACAUCACUGCCCUGGGAGACCACAAAAAGCUGGGGGAUUCCAUUGUCAAUGUUCUUCAAGAAUGUCUCCAACAAUCACAUGGGACUGGGGUUUCUUCGAUGAGCAGCCGGACCAAAGAAGCGAUAGAGGAACUACUCAAGUGCAAGCAAAGACUGAAAUGGGAAAAAACCAUACCAAAGGAGGACCUCCAUAUCAAGCAGGCAGCAGGAUUGGUCGUAAAGCUGGAGGGGAACUCCCUGUUCUCAUCAGGAAACAUAAGUGGAGCAGCUUCAAAGUAUUCUGAAGCAUUGGCAUUGUGUCCAGUCAGGUCCAAAAGGGAGAGAGUUGUUCUGUACAGCAAUCGAGCCCAGUGCCAUCUCUUGCUGCAACAGCCAUUGGCUGCAAUAAGUGAUGCCACACGUGCACUUUGUCUUCACAGCCCUCUAAACCGUCAUGCCAAAUCCCUUUGGAGAAGGGCUCAGGCAUAUGAUAUGUUGGGGUUGGGGAAAGAGAGCUUGUUGGAUGCCAUUCUCUUCAUCAAUGAAUGCUCUCAGUCGAAUGAUCCGGAUCUCUGUUUGAGGCAGAACAAAGUUCCCGACUAUGCAGAACGACUGGUGAAGAAGCAGAUGCGUGCUGCAUGGCUGUUUAGGGAGGCAGCUGUCAAGCAUGGUGGGGUCCAUUGUGAGGGAGAUGGUAGUGGUGGAGGGAUGUAUGGGGGUGAGAGUGAUGACUCAGAGUGGGAGACAGCGAGUGGAAGUGAUGAUGGUGGAAUACAGGAUGAAAUGGGUGGUGGGGGUGAUCAUGAUGAUGGCGACGACGACGAUGAUGAUGGUGAAUGGAGAAAUGAAGACGAGAAAAAUAGCAAAUAUGAUAAGCCGUCACUGAAAGGUGGGAGAGGAUGAAGGGAAGGCAUCACAACUUGCAGAAAUCCCUCUUCCUUAUGCUCGUGGACAGUGAAGAAUUCCGCGAUGGUUUCAACAGAGUAGCAUGUGUGUUUUUGUUACAAAGUAAGAUCCGACUUUGUUUCUGUAAGUGUGUCUGAUUGCCUUCAAAUUUCCGUUCUUGUUGUUUUGUCCAAAAAAGGGGGGGAAUAUCUUGCUUUUCCUUUGCGAUUCCAACUGUAUUCGAGUGUAAAGAAAAGGAACAGGUACGGGCAAGAAGAUGAGGAAUGGAGCAUUUUGUGUGAUUUUGUGUACAUACAAAACAGUAAUUUGCUUGCCAGUUUGCAAGGCUGUGUUUGAUUUUUGAUAAUUAGCCCCAUGUAGGGGUGUGCAACGGU